AUGACUCUUAAACAAUCUGCAGACGCCGCAGAAAGAGCGAGACGUGAGCGCGAGCGCGAGAUGCGUGAACGUCAAAAAGAAAGACUUGAAGAAGAAAAACAACGCAAAAAAGAAAUCGCGGAAAGAACAAAAUUAGAACAAGAAAUAUUGAAAGAAAAGCGUGAAAAACAGAAAGAAAUAUCAAAAGAUAGAGCUCGUGAAGAAAAGGAAAAGGAAAAAGAAAGAAAACGCCAAGAAAGAGAGGAAGAGCAAAAGAAACGUGCAGAAGAAUUGGAAAAAAUCAAAGCUACCAUUCCAGUUGAAGAGUUAGAGCUCCUCUAUCCUCAGAAACAACCAAAGAUUCGUGAAGCUCCACCAGAAAGAUUCUUAUGUCCAAAUCCUGGCGUUCAACUUGUACCUAAGAAGGCUCGCCGUACAGAUGCAUCAUUUAAAUUUGAAGAUUUCGUUGAAUUCGUUAAGCCACUUCGUACAUAUGUGGGAAAUACGGUUUUCAAUGGUUUUCUUACAGCUGUUGGUGUUUGUGUCUUCAUAUUCUUCGUUAUUCUGAUGGAAUGCUAA
Messenger RNA from Trichomonas vaginalis G3, 558 nucleotides. RefSeq lists its product as uncharacterized. NCBI's taxonomy places the organism in Eukaryota, Parabasalia, Trichomonadida, Trichomonadidae. The transcript has a single exon. The record is from RefSeq and is a predicted model, not a curated record. Bases 1 to 558 code for a protein of 185 amino acids.